GUGUCACGCACCAUCCAUGGUUGUCCUGAGGAUAAGAAACGCGCACAAAAGGACGUAUGCACUCAUCGGUCUGUGCAUCGUGGGGCUCAUCACGUACAGAUAUCUCGGCAUGCCAGCAGGGGGACGGAGGAUGAGCAGGAAGGUGGGCCUGAGUGCCAACUCCUCCCAGUUCACCCUGGAGGGAGAGCCAGUCCACAUCCUCGGGGGAUCCAUGCACUAUUUCCGUGUGCCCAGGGCGUACUGGAGGGACCGCCUGAUGAAAAUGAAGGCCUGUGGAAUCAACACUCUCACUACGUAUGUGCCAUGGAGUCUGCAUCAACCAGAGAGAGGGGUUUUCAACUUCCACACGCAGCUGGAUUUAGAAGCCUAUAUAAGUCUUGCUGCUGAAAUGGGAUUGUGGGUGAUUUUACGUCCAGGGCCCUACAUUUCCUCUGAGCUGGACCUAGGAGGACUGCCGAGCUGGCUCCUCCGUGAUGGCAGCAUGAGACUGAGGACGACUUACCCAGGCUUCACGCUGGCUGUCAACACUUUUUUUGACAAACUUAUACCAAAAGUGGUUCCGCUGCAGUUCAAGAAAGGAGGUCCCAUUAUUGCAGUACAGGUCGAAAACGAGUAUGGAUCCUUUGCAAAAGAUGAAAGUUACAUGCUUUUUAUUAAAGAGGCUUUACAGUCCAGAGGGAUUAGUGAGCUCUUGCUGACUUCAGACAAACACAACACAUUGAAAUCGGGAGGUGUAGAUGGAGCCAUCAAAUCAGUGAAGCUCCAGAAGCUAAAUGAGAGAGACAUCCAGAAUCUGAAUGCUAUCCAGCCCAACAGCCCCGCCAUGGUGAUGGACUAUUGGACUGGCUGGUAUGAUGUGUGGGGUGACCUUCACCAUGUGCUUCCUCCAGAGAAUAUGGUGUCCACUGUGAGGGAAAUUCUAAGGCGAGGCAUGUCUGUCAACCUCUACAUGUUCCAUGGAGGCUCCAGUUUUGGCUUCAUGAGCGGAGCGCUCGCUGAUCCUUCCUACAAAGCAUUGGUCCCCAGCUAUGAUUAUGAUGCUCCCUUGUCUGAAGCGGGCGAGUACACUCCGAAGUACCAUCUCCUCAGAGAUCUACUUUCCCGCUACAACAGAGGCGAGAGUUUCCCUGACAUGCCAGCCCUGCAUUACAGGGAGGCCUAUGAACCAGCUAUCAUGUACCAGCACCUGUCCUUAUGGGAUGCUUUGAGCUUCACUGAGGGACCGUUUAAAUCAACCAAGCCAGUAAACAUGGAGAAUCUACCUGUGAACAAUGGGAACGGCCAGUCCUAUGGAUACACGGUGUAUGAGACUGCAAUCACAAGUGGAGGAUUAUUGAGGUCUGGAGACAAUAUCCGAGACAGAGCCCUAGUGUUUGUAGAUAGAAGCUACAUUGGCCUUUUCAAGCGCCAGAGCGUGGAGCUGGCAGUUCCUGAUGGUAAGGGACGGCGUACCUUGAGUUUACUGGUGGAAAACUGUGGUCGAGUUCACCAGGGAAGGGACCUUGACAAACAACAUAAAGGCGUUGUGGGAGACAUUUUAUUGAACAAUAUCCCCUUGCGGGAUUUUACAAUAUACAGCCUGGAUAUGAAACCCAGCUUUAUUGAUAGUCUUUAUCAGGCACCAUGGAAAACUCUCCCUGAAACUCCCAGCUUUCCUGGAUUUUACAUGGGGAGGCUGUUUGUAUACGGUUAUCCAAGUGACACAUUUGUGAAGCUGCCAGGCUGGGAGAAAGGUGUUGUGUUUAUCAAUGGGUUGAAUCUGGGCCGCUACUGGUCCAUUGGCCCCCAGCAGACUCUCUACCUCCCUAGUCCCUUUCUCAACAGUGGAAUCAACCAGGUCAUUGUGUUUGAGGAGCAAGAGGGAGACUACAAAGUCCACUUUGAGGAUACACCUGAUCUUGGCAUGGCAGCAGACAUCCAGUGACUGUCAUCACCGCCUGUAUGACCAUCGUUUUUGAGUAAAAGUUUGUCCUGUUCUCCAGAGUUUAUAUCAAAUCAGAUCGACCCUUCAAAUUCAGAGACAUCAAUGUUGUUAAAAUCAUUUUCUUUUUCUAAUAUAAUAACUUUAAAUCACAAUAUGUACACAGAGCCACUUCACCUAUCAGUCAAAAGACAGAGUUAGACAUGUUUGUAUGGGAGCAGUUUAUAGCUAUGUACAUACAGUACCUUUAGUUCCAGUGACUCUUUACACAUAGAGCCGAAUCACGAGUUCAUCCUCUUGCCUAUGGAUUCCCAGUUAAAGAAUAAUAAUUUCUGUUUGGUGAUGGUAGUUACAUGUCAUCGUAUUAGAUUUGUGUUGCUUGUGUGAAUAUUCUGCAAAAUGUGUUGGGUAGCAGUUAUUGAACUGGAAACAUCUUAGCCUUUAAAACAAAAAACAGGUUUAUGGGAGAACAUGAGCUGAGGCAGAAGUGAUGUGACGGCUUUCAAAUGAAACACAAGCAGCAAUGCAACAUCAGACUCUUAUCUUAAAGUGAAAGUUCAAGGUUUUAGAUGCUUCUCACAUCGAUAACUGACCAAACUCUUAAAAGUCACAGAGUCUCAGAGAACAAUUAGCAUUUGUAAGCAGUGCUAGUGCAAGUCAAUGGGGUAUGAAAUAAUCAUUUGCAAGCCAGCCAUCCAUGUUGGGAAUAAUUGGACUUUGUAAUACAGCUAUUUGAAAGGAUCCACAUCCAGUUUUUAGAGUAAUGGCUUCAUAUCUCAUUGACUCUCACAAGCAUAGCUCGCAACUAGUAAGUGAAUGGU
Molecule: messenger RNA, 2742 nt
Organism: Xiphias gladius (swordfish)
Lineage: Eukaryota; Metazoa; Chordata; Actinopteri; Istiophoriformes; Xiphiidae
Product: beta-galactosidase-1-like protein 2
Exons: 19
Coding region: 17-1924 (635 amino acids)
Biological process (GO): carbohydrate metabolic process
Cellular component (GO): vacuole
Molecular function (GO): beta-galactosidase activity
Source: RefSeq, a predicted model, not a curated record